AUUUUUCUCUGCGAUUUGAGCGCCUUUUCGGGAAAACCAUUGUCCUCAAUUCCCGCCCCUUGCUGCCUCAAAAACGGCCCACUUCCGCUUUGAGGCAAUGCCCCUGAGCGUUCAAUGCUCCAUUCCACCGGCCAUGGCGGGAAACCCGAACCCAUUGAUCUGUGUAGCGACGGGAACUGAUGCUCUUUGCCACUAGCACUAUGUAAAUACCUACCUGGGACAACGUUUCUAUAACGAGUUUCAAUAAGAGACACGAUAUUAAUGGAAUUAUGUUCUUGUCCUGUUCCUCUAUUCCAAGGUAAAAACAGCAACCAAAAACACCCAUUCUCACUUCGCCUCAUCCAAGAACCCAAUCAAUGGGCAGUUUCGUCAUGGCCCCUACUGGUCCCUUCAGACUUGUCACGGUCAACACGGCGCCAGAGCGUGCCAAGAGACUGAUCGGCCGCGUCGUUGAGGACGUCAAGGAGCAGUACACCAUCGUACACGCUGCCAAUGCCGCAAGUAUAGAUGAGGUGCGCAAGACAGUGGAGGAGGCGCAGCCCAAUGUUCUGUUUACCGCAUCCAUGUGGACGCCCGAGGAGGCCAAACAGAUCAUUGCCAUCGCCAAGGAGGUCGUAUCCGACCUGAAAACCUUCUCUCUGCCGCAGGGCAUGCAGGUGGAAAAGGGGCCCGACGCCGUGGUUGAGUACAUCAAGGAGAAUCUGCCUGCGUUGCUGGGUUAGGCCGUCAUUCAAUCCAGGUCGCCGGUGGAAUUGCAAUCUCACUCGAGAUGACGUUGAAGACUUCUAUUAGAGUUCAUAGCUCGGCGUCACGUCUAGAGAAAGGCAUCGUCUGGAUAUACUCGGCAAAUAAGCGAU
This is a messenger RNA of Parathielavia appendiculata, 857 nucleotides long. RefSeq lists its product as uncharacterized. NCBI's taxonomy places the organism in Eukaryota, Fungi, Ascomycota, Sordariomycetes, Sordariales, Chaetomiaceae. The transcript is spliced from 3 exons. The record is from RefSeq and is a predicted model, not a curated record. Bases 372 to 722 code for a protein of 116 amino acids.